Messenger RNA from Candoia aspera, 1090 nucleotides. RefSeq names its product C-signal-like. Gene Ontology annotation, molecular function: oxidoreductase activity. The transcript has 7 exons. The record is from RefSeq and is a predicted model, not a curated record. Gene Ontology annotation, cellular component: cytoplasm. Bases 241 to 1014 code for a protein of 257 amino acids. NCBI's taxonomy places the organism in Eukaryota, Metazoa, Chordata, Lepidosauria, Squamata, Candoiidae.
UUGCAACACCACCAUAUUCUGAUGCUUGCAUGCCAAUUCUUUUAGCGCCUGGAGAAGAGAAAGAUCAUAGUUUUUAUUUUUCCCUGAAUUAAAACCUGCAGUUGUAUACAAGAAACAGCUAAGCAGAAGACCUUAGGAUGGGCGUGGUGUAAACCCAUAAUUGUGCUUCCUGUGAUGAGCACAAGCAUUUGAAGCAAGCGUUUGAGUAGGUUGGAAGCAGAAGCUGCAGCUCCCAAAGAGAUGGCAAAGUCAGUUGAUUUCUCCGUAUUCAGUGUCCUGGUGACGGGAUCCGAUCGGGGGAUUGGUCUUGGCCUGGUGAAGAGGUUUCUGGAGCUGCCCUGUCCACCCAAGUGGAUCUUUGCUACCACCCUUGAUCUGAAUGGAAAAGAAGGCAAGGCGCUAAAAGAAUUGGCACGCAAGCAUCAGAAUAUGGUGGUGUUGCAAUUAGAUGUCACUAAUCUUGAAAGCAUCCAGGCGUCUGUGAAAGAAGUACAGAAGUGUGUUGGAGAAGAUGGGCUGACCAUCCUUUAUAACAAUGCUGGCCUUCUAUUGGGCAACAAUCUAGAAAAGGAAAAUGCCAAGGAUAUGAUGGGGGUGUAUUCCGUCAAUACUAUUGGGCCCCUGCAAAUGAGUCAGGCCUUUCUGCCCCUGCUGAAGAAGGCAGCCCAGAGAAGUCCACGGCAAGGGCUGAGCUGCAGCAAGGCCGCCAUUAUCAAUAUGUCCAGCAUCUCAGGCUCAAUCGAACUUAUGUUUCUUUGGGAGACAUUUAAAUUCAUUGCCUACCGCUGCAGUAAGACUGCUUUAAACAUGCUCACCAAAUGCCAGUCGCUUGGGUAUUCAGCUUCUGGAAUUCUGUGUGUAUCCAUCCAUCCAGGCGUGGUGAAAACAUCUAACAGGGAGGCAGACAUAACUGUGGAAGAGAGCACACAAGGUAUCAUGACUGUGCUGUCCAUGCUUUCUGAGGAGGACAAUGGGGCCUUUGUGGAUUGGUUGGGCCGGCGGAUUUCUUGGUGAACAAACUUGUUCCUAAUGCCAUGGCUACAAUACAUUCCCAAGUGAUGAGUCCUCAAUAAACCGCUGAGCAUCAUGA